CAAGAAGGACAAUAACAAGAGCAAGGCACAGGCGAUUCAGGCGAUUCUCUCCUCUCCUCUCCUUGCCCGCAACGAACUCCGCCUAUCAAACCAUUUCAAUCCCAAAAUGCUCGACUCCAAAGUCUCUCUCUUCCUCGUCUUCCUCUCCGCCGUCGCGGCGGCGAAGGUUGCGGCGGAGCCGCGCUACCGCGAUUUCCGAUUCCGCGAAGCCCCCCAGUUCUACAAUUCCCCCGGCUGCCCUCCUCCCCUCUCGCUAUCGUCGGCGGAGAUAAACUGCUCCCCUUUCGCCCUCGUGCACGUCGCCAUGACCCUCGACGUCGCCUACCUCCGCGGCUCCAUGGCCGCCAUCAACUCCGUUCUUCAACAUUCCUCCUGCCCUCAGUCCAUCCACUUCCACUUCCUCGCCUCCAAAUCGAUCCCCUAUCUGAAUUCCACCAUUGCCUCCUCCUUCCCAUCUCUCCCCUUCCUCAUCCACCCCUUCGAUCCCUCUCUCGUCUCCGGCCUCAUCUCCACCUCCAUCCGCUCCGCCCUCGAUCGUCCCCUCAACUACGCCCGCACCUAUCUCCCCCAUCUCCUCCUCCCCUGCAUCACCCGCGUCGUCUACCUCGACUCCGAUCUCAUCCUCGUCGACGACAUCGCCAUCCUCGCCGCCACCCCCAUUCCUCCGCCUUCCUCCCUCGCCGCCCCGGAGUACUGCAACGCCAAUUUCACCGCCUACUUCACCCCCACAUUCUGGGCCAAUCCCUCCCUCUCCACCGCCUUCAAAGGCCGCCGUGCUUGUUAUUUCAAUACAGGGGUCAUGGUGAUGGAUCUGAAGAAAUGGAGGGAGGAGGACUACACGCAGAAGAUUGAGGAAUGGAUGGAAUUACAGAAGCGAAUGCGGAUCUACGAAUUGGGUUCCCUGCCGCCGUUUCUGCUGGUGUUCGCCGGGAGAAUUGCGGCCGUGGAUCACCGCUGGAACCAGCAUGGAUUAGGAGGAGAUAAUUUUAGAGGCUUGUGUAGGAAUCUCCAUCCAGGCCCCGCCAGUUUGCUGCAUUGGAGCGGAAAGGGGAAGCCAUGGGCGAGGAUUGAUGCCGGCCGUCCGUGCCCGAUUGAUGCCCUCUGGUCUCCGUACGAUCUUCUCCGGCCUGCUUUCUCCAUCGAAGGUGAUUCCUGAUUCAUGCCAGACGAGUAACUAUGACUACCUCUUUUUGUCACUGGAAAUCAUUCUCAUGAGGCAAGUAGGGGGACACGGAUUUUAAAUUUGCAGGGGAAUGCAAAUUCAAGCAGAGGCAAGGGGUGAAGAUGUAAAUAUUAGUUUACAGAGGGGUUUAUUUGGCUUUUUAUUCACUUUUAUCGUGUGCCAUGCCAUGUUCUUCUAUAUAAAUUCAACGUCGAGAAAACGCGUUUGUUUCAGCUUUUCUAAGUGUAAAGAAUGGAGGAGAGGGCCCAAUUUGUAACUGAUAUAUAAUUAAUAAAGAGUCGGCCAUCUGCCAGCUGGAGAUUCUAAGUCUGUUUCUUUU
This is a messenger RNA of Dendrobium catenatum, 1502 nucleotides long. Its product is annotated as probable galacturonosyltransferase-like 2. Lineage: Eukaryota; Viridiplantae; Streptophyta; Magnoliopsida; Asparagales; Orchidaceae. Gene Ontology annotation, molecular function: glycosyltransferase activity. Gene Ontology annotation, cellular component: Golgi apparatus. The record is from RefSeq and is a predicted model, not a curated record. The coding region runs from base 107 to 1156 and encodes 349 amino acids. The transcript is spliced from 2 exons.